Messenger RNA from Mollisia scopiformis, 1068 nucleotides. Its product is annotated as NAD(P)-binding protein. The transcript is spliced from 5 exons. Gene Ontology annotation, cellular component: intracellular anatomical structure. Bases 1 to 1068 code for a protein of 355 amino acids. NCBI's taxonomy places the organism in Eukaryota, Fungi, Ascomycota, Leotiomycetes, Helotiales, Mollisiaceae. Gene Ontology annotation, molecular function: oxidoreductase activity, acting on NAD(P)H, oxygen as acceptor. The record is from RefSeq and is a predicted model, not a curated record.
AUGUUUCGCACUCAAUUACUGCGGCAAGCAAUUCGAGCAGGGACUGCUUCCUCGAGACCAAUUGCCUCCCAUGCAGCUCCUGUGAUAGCUUCUGCGCGUUCUAUUCACAGUACGACGGCUCUCCGUCGGGAUGAGGAAAAGCAGGAGGGGCAUGAGGGGUCUUUUGCACGAACAGAUGAAUCUAUCCAGGUGGAGUACCCGGAAGAAGGAGACUUACCAUCCAGUGCACCCGUUCAAGGCCGAGGAGGCAUGCAUUUUAGACGUACCCUCGCUUCAUUCUCGCUCGAAGGUAGAGUGGGAGUUGUGACUGGUGGUGCAAGAGGUUUGGGUCUGGUCAUGUCCCAGGCGAUGGUCAUUAGCGGUGCAGAUGUUGCUAUUGUUGAUUUGAACAAGGAGGAGGCUGAGAAGCAGGCGGAGGAGCUUAUGAAAGCAUUCGUCAAGGAGAAUCCGGGAUCAGACAAGAUACCAAAAGUUACCGCACAUUAUGCUGACGUUUCAUCACAAGAAUCUGUCGAAGCCGCAAUCGCCGAAGUCAUCGAGCAACAUGGAAAGAUUGACAAUUUAGUCACUUCCGCUGGGUUCACAGAGAACUUCGACGCAAUCAACUAUCCUAUUGACCGAGUACGAAAGCUUUGGGGCGUUAAUGUUGACGGCACAUACCUGUUUGCAAUUGCAGUAGCAAAGCAUCUCAUGGAGCGAAAGGCCCCGGGAGCUAUGGUUUUCAUUGGUAGCAUGUCAGGAGCUAUUGUCAACGUUCCGCAACCGCAGGCACCAUACAAUGCUGCCAAGGCAGCGGUGCGACAUCUGGCUUCCAGUUUGGCGGUUGAGUGGGCGCAUGCAGGCAUUCGAGUCAAUUGCAUUUCUCCAGGAUACAUGCUUACAGCUUUGACUAAGAAAAUCCUCGACGACAACCCAGAUCUCAAGAAGCAGUGGACAUCACUUAUUCCUCAGGGUAAGAUGGGUGAUCCGGAGGAUCUCAUGGGUGCUGUGACCUUCCUCUCAUCGGAUGCUUCGAGCUAUGUCACAGGUGCCGACCUUCGUGUCGAUGGCGGAUACACCCUCACGUAA